UUACAUGGAAGAUUAACAUAUUAAUAUGGAGUUAGACUUCACCAAAGAUGAUCUGCCCCUGAUGGCUAAUACUAGCCACAUUCUUGUAAGGCAUUAUGUGUUGGACCUGGAUGUGGACUUUAGAAGCCAUGUUAUUGAGGGCAACAUAGUUCUGUUCUUUGAAACUGGCAGGAGAUGCAGGAAAGGAAGCAAUGAACAGGUGGAAGGUGUCCAUCAAUCUCAGUUGGAUGAAACCUGUCAUAAUCCGGUGCAUCAAUCCUGCUGUGUUCCUGUGCCAAAUGCAAGUGCCUCCUCAACUAAAAGUGGAUGUAAUGAUUUUCCUGUCGUUGGUAAAGGUGAAAAUGAUACUUCUGAUAAAAACGGUAGCCAUGGUAACACGGAACAGGCUUCUGGGAUUUCUAGUUCAAAGAACUGCUGUGACAUUGAGAUUCAUGGGAGUGAAGAUUUUUUGCUGGUCCUGGACUGCUGUGAUUUAUCUGUGUUAAAGGUCGAGGAAGUAGAUGUUACUGUUGUUCCAGGUGUUGAGAAAUUUAUAAGCUCUGCAAAGUUAAUGGAUGCUUUUGAGGAUCCAGGAGAUCUUAGGAAUCAAAUUGUACACGAACUUGUGACAUUACCUGCAGAUCAGUGGAGGGAACAGCUCCACUAUUACAGAUGUUGCAGCCGAGCACCGGCUUGUGGAGAGCUUCUAUUUGUUAGUGGCCCUUGGAGCUUGGAGAUCAGGAAGGCAGGCGUUCAGCUGCCAAAGGACUUCCCUCAAGCCAUAAGGAUUUGUUACAAAACAAAGCCGGAAGGAAGAUCUCUUAGCUGGACUACAGACCAAAGUGACAGGCCAUGUGUUUAUACAGUAGGAUCACCAAUAAACAACAGGGCUCUUUUUCCAUGCCAAGAACCGCCUGUUGCCAUGUCAACAUGGCAGGCUACAGUCCGAGCAGAUGCAUGCUUUGUUGUUUUAAUGAGUGGUGAAAAUGCUGCGGAACCAACUGAAUUUGAGGAAG
Messenger RNA from Gekko japonicus, 995 nucleotides. RefSeq names its product aminopeptidase O-like. The record is from RefSeq and is a predicted model, not a curated record. The annotation marks the transcript as partial. Gene Ontology annotation, molecular function: metalloaminopeptidase activity. Lineage: Eukaryota; Metazoa; Chordata; Lepidosauria; Squamata; Gekkonidae. Gene Ontology annotation, cellular component: nucleolus. The transcript is spliced from 2 exons.